AUGGCUAUUGACGCUUCAGUUUCAAACAUCAAAGUGAUGAACCAAGACCUUGUCAAGUUAGAUUAUUUCGAUGGAACAAACUUCACUCAUUGGCAAGACAAGAUGAUGUUUCUAUUGGCUACCUUAAAUAUUCAUUAUGUCUUAGAUCCUGACUUGACACAAUUUCCAGAACCAACAGAAGAUAAUGUCGAUGAAGUCAAGAAGGAACGAAAGAAGCGAAAGGAAGAUGAAUUAUUAUGUCGUGGACAUAUUCUGAACAUAUUAUCUGAUCAUCUCUAUGAUCUGUACAAUAAUACCCAAUCUACCAAAGAGAUAUGGAAAGCACUCGAAAUCAAAUUCAAGGUUGAAGAGGAAGCUCGUACAUCACAACAAAAUGGUCUAGCCGAGAGAAAGAAUCGAACAUAUCAAGAAAUGAUAAACACUAUGUUAAUGCAUUCUGAGUUGCCAUUUAAUAUGUGGGGUGAAGCAUUACCAUCCGUAUGUCUUAUCAUGAAUAUAAUUCCUUUAAAGUUAACCGAUAUUUCUCCAUAUGAGAUAUGGAAAGGUAGAUUGCCAAAUAUCGGUUAUCUUAGAGUGUGGGGGUGUGUAGUGUGUUACAAGAAUAUGGAUCCUAAAAGAACUAAAUUGGGUCCUCAAGGGAUCAUAUGUGAUCUCAUAGGAUAUGCAUCCAACAACAAAGCAUGUAGACUUUUAAAUCUGGAGUCUAAUGUAACCCUUAAAUCCUGA
Molecule: messenger RNA, 726 nt
Organism: Lathyrus oleraceus (garden pea)
Lineage: Eukaryota; Viridiplantae; Streptophyta; Magnoliopsida; Fabales; Fabaceae
Exons: 2
Coding region: 1-726 (241 amino acids)
Biological process (GO): DNA integration
Molecular function (GO): nucleic acid binding
Source: RefSeq, a predicted model, not a curated record